Zingiber officinale is the source of this 1305-nucleotide messenger RNA. RefSeq lists its product as uncharacterized. The record is from RefSeq and is a predicted model, not a curated record. Bases 1 to 1236 code for a protein of 411 amino acids. NCBI's taxonomy places the organism in Eukaryota, Viridiplantae, Streptophyta, Magnoliopsida, Zingiberales, Zingiberaceae. The transcript is spliced from 3 exons.
AUGGAUAAAAAAUGGAGGAGGUUGCGGUGGACGAGAGAUGGGUGCCCAACAACCCGAGUCCGAUGGCACGUGGCUGCCAUAUGUGAACAGGCCGGUCGAGUCGGCCGCCGGCCCUUGGUCGCGCUCCUGCAUGUUGCCGGAGAACGGAACAGAGGCCGGCUCGUCGUCCUCAGCCGGGAGCCGGUGGAAGGUCGGGUUUGUGAAUGCCGCCACCACCAGCGCUACUGUCUCCGCGGACACCAGCGGCCCGGCCACCGUUCCACCCACCACGAGUCCCUGCGGCCCCGCCAGAGAGAUCGAGAUGCUAUCGCCCCCGGCGGCGGACGACAGCUUGGCCAUGGCUGGCGGGAGGAAGGUGGCCGAGACGGAGAGGAUCUCGAAGCGGCCUCGCAAAGUGAUCAUGGCCGGUGCGGCGGCCAUGCCUCCGUGGGGCUGACGGAGGGAGACGUUGGCGACGGCGCCGGUGCCGGAGAGAACGCAGAAGCCGAGGUUACGACGGCGGGAGAACACGGCCAGCGAGUCGGCGAUGUCGUGGCCGGGGGAGAUCUCGAGCAAGUGCGGGCGCAUGGCGGCGGAGGGCUCGGCUUCGCGCGUGAUGACGACGGGCAGCUUGGGCUUGUUCUUGGACCCCGGGGGCCGUCCCCGCGGCCGCUUCGCCGCCUCAAUAGUCGACUCACCUCCUACCCUCCCUUUGGGCUCCACGUCGGGAUUCGGUCUCUUCGCCUCGCCGCUGCUCCGGCUGCUGUCCACGUCUUCGCAGGGACUCCCCUGUACUUGUUGCUGUUGGAGAUAAUGGUGCUGAAGGGAUCUGUCCUUCAUGCCGCGAGCAAACUGCAGAAGUUGUUGAGACUUAGAACGUAUAGAACAGAGUACUGCUCAGUUGAGGGAAAGGCUAUGAGGCUGGAGCAAAAGAAGGCCGAGUUAAAUGGGCACUCGCAGAGCGUUGGGGAAGAAGAAGAUAGAAAGAGAAAGCGAAAGAGAAAGAGAGGAAUCGCACAUGACAGCUUCCAGGAGGAGAGGGAUAAAGAUGACCCUGGACUCUCUGGAGUGAGAGGGAGAAAGAGCGGUUUAAUCAAUGAACUCCUCGCUCACCUUAAUUUAAUGAAAGCUCUUCUUCUUCCACUGUGCACGACAAAAAAGAUAAAGAUGACCCAAUAUUGCUUGACUCGCGCUUUGUUUACAUGGGCAGAGAGCAAGUUCCGCAAUACACAAAUGCAAGGUGGGAGAGGCCUUUAGUUACUCCAAUCUAGUGAAAGAUUCCUUUCGUGCAUGACCAUUCAUCUGGCUUUGAUUUAGUAUUUGAAA